Molecule: messenger RNA, 2313 nt
Organism: Patiria miniata (bat star)
Lineage: Eukaryota; Metazoa; Echinodermata; Asteroidea; Valvatida; Asterinidae
Exons: 7
Coding region: 68-709 (213 amino acids)
Biological process (GO): phospholipid biosynthetic process
Cellular component (GO): membrane
Molecular function (GO): phosphotransferase activity, for other substituted phosphate groups
Source: RefSeq, a predicted model, not a curated record
GAGAGAAGUUUUUGAAGUUACUGACGAAGUAGGCUAACUACGCACGUUCGUGUAUACAUGUAAUAUCAUGAGCAAUCUUAACAUUUAUUUCUAUGUUCCAAACAUUAUUGGAUACGUGAGGCUGCUGCUUCUGCUGUUGGCGUGGUUUUGCCUGAGGUAUCCACCAUGGUUCAUCACCUUCUACCUGUCGUCCUUCUUCCUGGAUUUUGUUGACGGAGCUGUUGCUAGGCGACUGCAUCAGACGUCAGCUUUUGGAGCCUGGCUUGAUGUAGCCAUUGAUAAUCUUGGACGUGGAAUGCUUUGGUGCUGGCUUUUCAGGUGGGGAUAUUUUGUAUCUGCGUUGGAGUGGUGCACAUUUGUGUGCACGCACACUGCUGGCUGGCAAUGGAAGUCAAACUAUGGUCAGGCACCGUGGCUCAUCAAAAAUGUCAUGGCUGACAAUUUCAGAUCCCCAAUUGGUAUGUAUGCCAUACUGAGUCUGAAUCUGCUGCCGUUGUGGUUCUACUUUUGCCAUUAUGGCUUCUACGGCUCAAGCAUCUUCUUGCCCAUGACUGUGCAGUACAUCGGCGUUGCCAUAUUCAGCGCGGGGCGGGCUGUGUGCUCAGUUGUAGAGGGGUACUGUAUCUGGGCCCACAUCCAGCAGAUGGUUAGCAGCGAAGUCAGCCAGAAGAGCACCGGUUUGGGGGAGGUCCAAACGACGGAAAGCUGACAGUGAUAAACUCUAAGAAUGGGUCACACUAAUUACCGCACACUGUCAUCAGCUGCCUUUAGCUGACAUCCACUGACCAUACCUGAAUGCCGACAACAGCAGAUGGCAUAUCUGCUGUUGUCAGCUGCCUUCACCUUUGCUGUCAGCAGCUGAUGGCCAUUGAUGUCAACUGCCAUCAGCUGCCAUCAGCUGCCAUCCAUUGACUUCAGCUACUGGCAGCUAAUUUUAGCUCACAAUAGCAGAUAGCAGCUGAUGGCAGCCGACAACAGCUUCCGUACGCUGACAGCAGCUGACGGCAACUGAUGUCUGCUGCCAUCUACUGAGGUCAGCUGCCGUCAGCUGCUGCUCUCAGUAACUGUCAGCUGCUGUCAGUUAGCAGCAUCUGACAGCAGCUGAGGGCAACAGCAGCUGCCGUCAGCUGACGGCUGCUGAUUUCAGCUGCUGUAAGCAGCCAUCAGUCUGUCAGCUGACAGCUGCGGUCAACUUGCCAUCAACUCCUUCAAACAGCACCGUUUUAUACAAGCUAAAAAGAGAAUUUUGAUUGGUUUGACAUCGAUGUUUAUUAAAAGGAAUUUUAUUCAUGGGAGAAUCAAUUUCUUAGUAUUUAUGGCAUACCAUUUUGAAGCAAGGGUGUGAAGGGUAGGAAAUGAUUAUGACACAGUGUGUAUGCCCUCAGCUUGUUUGCUAUCUCCUCAAGUAAAGUCGGCACUGACUAUUAAAGAGGCAAGAUGGCUUUCAUCAUUAGGCAUGGACAUAAUAGAGAGGCCCAUUCGUUACAUAAAACGUUAACAGUUUUGAGACUUAUAACCUUACACUUUCAAGCCGGAAUCUCAUUCUAGCUCAUGUUACUAUGGUGCACCUCUUUUUCUUGUGAUGUUUAGUGCUUUUUGAAGGAGUAGAGGGCAGUUGACGGUAAUUAGUGUGACGAUGAGGGUUGUAUGAGGAUAAUAAUGCUUUUCAAAUGGAACAAUAUUUUCACAAUUUGUGUAAUUUUCCUCAAUGAAAAGUGCAUUAUGAGCUGCUUUUUCUGUCAUGUGGAGUACACCAUAAACUCAGUACUAAAUAUAUGUACAGCCAUCACAUUAUGUAUCAACUUGCCAAUCGUUUUUGAAAUAAAAAUUUCCAGUUAAAAUGUAUACAUUUUUUGGAGUACAGCUAUUAUUAAUGACAAAAAUGUAGCAGUAUUUCAGUCAAAUAGGCCAGUAGAGAUUUUAAUUCAAAAGAAUUGAGAGUAAAAGUUAUAUUAUUUCCAGAAAUAUCCCACUUUUGAAUAUUCAUGAUUUUGAUUGUUUUAUAUAUCACUGUGAAGUGUAUGAAUAAAAUAAGUGAAAUUUUCCAACUGCCAUAAAACUGUUUUUUAUUAUGCGUUUUUUAUUAUGAGAUUUCUUACAACAGUAAUAUUUUUUACUGUUUAAAUAUCCAAAUGUCUCUAUUGACAGUCUACCAUUGUGCUUUUGUAAAACAAUUUCAUAAUCCAUGUCAUAAACUGAAUGUAGGAUGAAUUUGACAAACUUAGGUUUCUCUGUAAACAAUGGUGCUUGUCAUAAAAUUAUGCCAGCAUCCAAGAUAGAAUACAUUAACCUUAUAAUAAUGUGUAAUUGUGA